AUAAAUUUGAAAUCUAUGAAUCAUGAUUAAAACUGCUUGACAAAUUCAAACGUUGGAUGCUAUUAUUGCAUAGUGAUGGGCGUAAUUUUCUUGGAACAUAUCGGAGGUACUCGUUUAUUCUCUUGCGCUUCCUGUGACACUAAUCUUACAAACAGAGGUCAGCUGAUAAGCACGCGUUUUACGGGCGCUACAGGCCGUGCUUUUCUCUUUAACAAAGUCGUCAACUUAAAUUACAGCGAGGUACAGGAUAGAGUGAUGUUGACGGGUCGUCACAUGGUCCGAGAUGUCAGCUGCAAAAACUGUGAUGCUAAACUUGGGUGGGUGUAUGAAUUUGCAACAGACGAUAAUCAACGAUACAAGGAAGGCCGAGUCAUCCUGGAACGUGCUUUAGUCACAGAAAGCGAUGGAAUGGGCGAUAAUAUUUAAUACAUUACAAGAAGUAGCACGUCAUAGGAUAAGAAUACUUUAUAGUCAAUGUAAAAUCAGUUGUUCUUUUUCUUAGUGUUCCUCAUACAUUUGGAGUAAUUGAAAAUUGUUGUAAAGUGUAUGAUAAUUUAUAUUUAAUAUUCAAUAUUUUUGUAAACAUAAAA
This is a messenger RNA of Apis mellifera (honey bee), 590 nucleotides long. It is a transcript of the gene Yippee, whose product is annotated as protein yippee-like 5. The coding region runs from base 76 to 426 and encodes 116 amino acids. The transcript has 3 exons. Lineage: Eukaryota; Metazoa; Arthropoda; Insecta; Hymenoptera; Apidae. The record is from RefSeq and is a predicted model, not a curated record.